Caenorhabditis remanei is the source of this 618-nucleotide messenger RNA. RefSeq lists its product as uncharacterized. The record is from RefSeq and is a predicted model, not a curated record. Lineage: Eukaryota; Metazoa; Nematoda; Chromadorea; Rhabditida; Rhabditidae. Gene Ontology annotation, molecular function: GTP binding; GTPase activity. Gene Ontology annotation, biological process: protein secretion; regulation of exocytosis. Bases 1 to 618 code for a protein of 205 amino acids. The transcript is spliced from 6 exons.
AUGGCCGCCAUGAACCCUGAAUACGACUACCUCUUCAAACUUCUCCUCAUCGGAGACUCCGGAGUCGGAAAAUCGUGUCUUUUGCUCCGUUUCGCCGAUGACACCUACACGGAGUCCUACAUCUCCACAAUUGGAGUAGACUUCAAAAUCCGCACCAUUGAGCUCGACGGAAAGACAAUCAAAUUGCAAAUCUGGGAUACUGCUGGACAGGAACGUUUCCGUACAAUCACUUCCAGUUACUACCGUGGAGCUCACGGAAUCAUCGUCGUCUACGAUAUCACUGAUCAAGAAACUUUCAAUAACGUGAAGCAAUGGCUUCAAGAAAUUGAUAGGUACGCUUGCGAGAACGUUAACAAGUUGCUUGUUGGAAACAAGUGCGAUUUGACGGCGAAGAGAGCUGUCGAGACUCAAGCCGCUCAGGAUUACGCUGGACAACUCGGAAUUCCAUUCCUCGAGACAUCAGCCAAGUCAUCGACCAACGUUGAACAGGCUUUCCUCACCAUGGCAUCUGAGAUCAAAUCGCGUAUGGGACCAGUUCAAGGAGCCGGCGGAGCUCCAGGAGUUCGUAUCACGGGAAGUCAACCGGUUCAAGACAAGAAGAGCAGUGGAUGCUGUUAA